GUGCCACAUCUGCUGGAGGGUUGGCAGAACUGCAUGAGCAGACCACAUGUAGGCAAGAAGAGGUCUGUUGCUCUGCUGGAUGCAAGCUGGUAGCAAGAGGGCGAGGAAUUAAUAAAGGCACGGCCACAAGGGGAUUUUUUUUUUCGUCAAUAUUUAGGCACAAUAUUCUGAGCCCCUAUCGAGUAUCUUUCUGGUCACACGGACGUUGUCGAGCUCUAAUAGCAGUUUUGGCAUCGUCUUUUAUUGUGAGCCGAGCCGUACCUGACAAUAACAAAGACUUCACUGACAAUCCAAACACCACUCGCUGAAGCCAAGAAGACCUGUCCACUCUCUUGGCAGAGGCAAAUGUCUAUCCCUCACGAUGAUCCACUGUCAUUCGCUUCACCUGUGCCUUCCUGAUCGACAACUAACACGCCUGUGAUACCCUCAUGGGACUCACCAAGACUCAACUUCACAGGAUCUUCGCGGCCCUACACAACAACCACCACAGCCUGCAAGGCCGCCAAAUCCCCAACAAGAACAGGAAGACGUUGUGCUGUGCUUAGCGGCGGCUUGCCUAGCCAAGAUCAAGCAAAGAAGAAGGAGGAAGUGUCUCUGGAGUCGUCAGUGGCUCCAGAGAAGGACAGAAGGGAGUGUCACUAAGAUUGCUGAGGGAGCUGCGGGAAGAGGACCAAGUUACGCUCACGCAGCGGACAAGAUUGAACCAGCAGCAGUUCCAAGAUCUUUUGGCCCUGGUCACCCCUCUUAUCAAGAAGGAAGACAAACGUGCGCCAAGCAGUUACUCCUGCUGAACGUCUUACUCUGACUCAACGAUAUUUACCAACAGGAAGCCAGUGGAGCAGUGUCCACAACAAAGCUGACAGGCUGGCUGUGUGUAUGGGAGGAGGCAGGUGCAUGGUGCGCGGUGCACAUGGUCUGCACGGCAUGAUGCCGCGUGGUGUGCUGCGUGGCUUGGCUUCUGGCGAGCACUGUGUGCCGCACGCUUGCAACGCUUUGUGCUUUGUCUUGUUUUGUUUGGUCACGUGCAAUACUUUCAGGUAGUAGAAGUGGAUUACUGUAAUGUCAAAUUUCCAAAGUUCAAGAGAACCCAGUUAGGAAGCUAAGGCAGCCUCAACAUUUUAGUGGUUAGGAGACCUGUGGGUGUGUGCUGGGGCACUGUGCGAGGCACCGCAAGGUGAUUAUGUACUAGACGAUGCACACGUGUGAGUGAGGCAGGAAGCUGGCGGCUGCCCCUGCAGUGUGUCAAGGCAGUGCAUGGCUCUCAGUGUCCUCACUGUCACUGUUGUUGCAGGUGUCCAGGCUGGAUGGUCUUCUGGGCUCUGACGUGACUCCUUCUGGCUGGCUUCCACGAGGGUUCCUGCAGGAUCGGCCGUGGCGUAUGCUGCUGGCAGCAGUGCUACAGUGGAGGGGUGAGGCCAGGAAGCAGCAUGAGUGAGCAGCAGCAGCAGCAGCAGCAGUCUGCGUCAGAUGUGGGGAGGCGCAGGUGUGAUGGCAAGAAUCACCUGGAGGCAGGCAGCUCUGUCCACAGAGCAGAGAGCAAGUUUGGGUGUCAGCAGUGUGAUAAAACUUUUAGAUCCAAACAAGGGCUUAGGCAACACACCCUGACACACAAUGGUGUUAAAAAUUAUGAGCAUCUGGAAUGUGGAAAGAAACUUAACAAACAGUCUCACCUCAACAAACACACCCUGACACACAGUGGUGUUAGAAAUUAUGAGUGUCUUGAAUGUGGGAAGAAAUUUACCACAAAGUCUGUCCUCAACAAACACACCCUGAGACACAGUGGUGUUAGAAAUUAUGAGUGUCUGGAAUGUGGAAAGAAAUUUACCACAAAGUCUCACCUCACCACACACAACCUGAGACACAGUGGUAUUAAAAAUUAUGAGUGUCUGGAAUGUGGAAAGAAAUUUACCACAAAGUCUGACCUCAGUGGACAUGCCCUGACACACAGUGGUGUUAGAAAUUGUGAGUGUCUAAAAUGUGGAAAGAAAUUUCCCAGGAAGUCUGACCUCAGUAGACACACCCUGACACACAGUGGUGUUAGAAAUUAUGAGUGUCUGGAAUGUGGAAAGAAAUUUACCACAAAGUCUAGCCUCACCAGACACACCCUGAUACACAGUGGUGUUAGAAAUUAUGAGUGUCUGGAAUGUGGAAAGAAAUUUACCCAACAUUCUAGCCUCACCACACACAUCCUGACACACAGUGGUGUCAGAAAUUAUGAGUGUCUGGAAUGUGGAAAGAAAUUUAUCACAAAGUCUAACCUCACCACACACACCCAGACACACAGUGGUGUUAGAAAUUAUGAGUGUCUGGAAUGUGGAAAGAAAUUUACCACAAAGUCUAGCCUCACCACACACACCCUGACACACAGUGGUGUUAGAAAUUAUGAGUGUCUGGAAUGUGGAAAGAAAUUUUUCAGAAAGGCUGACGUGACCACACACACCCUGACACACAGUGAUGUUAGAAAUUAUGAGUGUCUGGAAUGUGGAAAGAAACUUGCCACAAAGUUUAGCCUCACCACACACACCUUGACACACAGUGGUGUUAGAAAUUAUGAGUGUCUGGAAUGUGGAAAGAAAUCUGUCACAAAGUCUGACCUCAACAAACACACCUUGACACACAGUGGUGUUAAAAAUUAUGAGUGUCUGGAAUGUGGAAAGAAAUUUAUCACAAAGUCUUACCUCAGUAGACACACCCUGAUACACAGUGGUGUUAAAAAUUAUGAGUGUGAGGAGUGUGGCAAAAGAUUUCUUACCCAUUCUGAGCUCAAUAGACAUGCCUUCAGACACACUGGUUUGAGGGAGUUCAAGUGUGAUGUUUGUGGGAAGUGUUUCAAGACAAGGGAUGACAUUGCCAGGCACGUGAGGAUCCACUUUUGAGGUGGUGUGUUGCAAGGACCAGCGGGAUCAAACCCAUGCCUGUAGGAGUGUGUGGGGUGUGGGAUUGUGUGGCUGUGGUGGGCGGUGUGUUGUCUGUGGCGGCAGCUGUGCCCUUGUGUGCUGUGAGGGAGUAAUCAUGUGCCUGUGACUAAUUUUUGUGAGUUGUUUCUUUUCAACUUUGUAUUUAAGGUAAAGACUAACUUAAAAGUUUUGCUAAUGAUGUGUGGUGUUGUGUAGACUGUAAGUGAAGAAAUUAAUAUAUUGUAACCACCC
Molecule: messenger RNA, 3149 nt
Organism: Scylla paramamosain (green mud crab)
Lineage: Eukaryota; Metazoa; Arthropoda; Malacostraca; Decapoda; Portunidae
Product: zinc finger protein 33B-like
Exons: 2
Coding region: 1428-2876 (482 amino acids)
Source: RefSeq, a predicted model, not a curated record